AUGAUUGGUUUCGUUUCUGCUGCGUUUUUGACCUUGGUUUCGCUGGCCGAUGCUCUUCCUACACCUAAAGGACGGGUUAGUGUGCUCUCGACCGGAUCUAAAGUCAAGACCAAUUCGUAUAUUAUUUCGCUUAAGAGCCAGGAGGUCGCAGAUAAACACAUGAACUGGAUUAACACCCAAGUCGCCGGAUACAACAGUUCUUGGGUUGGUUCCCAGUUUAACCAGUCUGCCUCCCAGGGUUUCGUUGCAUAUAGCGUCGUUCUUAACCCGAACGAUGCGGCUGUGUCGAUGGAGGAUGGUUCAGUUCUCAAGAACAAAGAUGGCUCGCCUAUUUCCAUUCUCGAGGCUGCCAAGGCCCGUUCCGAUAUUGAGUUUAUUGAGGAGGAUCAGAUUAUGCGUACUACGGCUGUGCAGGAAAACGCCCCUUGGGGUCUCCAAAGGAUCUCGAGCGCCCAGAAGUUGCCUGCCGGCAGUCGUGCUAAUGCGUUGGCAUUCACUUACACAUUCAACGAGACUGCUGGGCAGGGUGUCGACGUCUACGUAGUCGAUACUGGCAUCAACACCCAGCAUCAGUCGUUCGGAGGCCGUGCUUCGUUUGGGUUUGCUGCUCAAGGGCUACCUAAGGUUGACGACCAAGGUCACGGUACUCACUGCGCUGGCACUAUCGCAUCCAAGGACUUUGGUGUCGCUAAGGCUGCAAACGUAAUCGCCGUCAAGGUGUUGGGAGCAGAUGGUUCUGGUGCAACAUCCGACAUUGUCGAUGGUAUCCAAUUCGCGAUGCAAUCCGCUGCACAGUCUGGCCGUCCCUCAGUCAUUAGCAUGUCCCUUGGUGGUGGCGUAUCCCGUGCUCUUGAUAAUGCCGUCACCACUGCUGUCAGGUCAGGCAUGCACGUAGUCGUUGCUGCUGGAAACGAAGCCGCCGAUGCUAGCACUUCCUCACCUGCUCGUGCUCCUGCCGUUAUUACCGUUGGCGCCUCAAACAUUAACGACCAAGUCGCCAGUUUCAGCAACUUUGGACAGGGCGUUGAUAUCUUUGCUCCUGGUGAACAGGUCAUCUCCACCUUUAUCGGCUCUACUACCGCCCGUCAGAUCCUCUCUGGCACUUCCAUGGCUUGCCCUCAUGUUGCUGGUAUGGUCGCCAGUAUCCUUUCCUCCGAGGGCAAUCUGAGCCCCGCCGACAUGGCCACCCGCAUUAAGGGUCUUGGAACCGCCAACGCUCUCUCUCGCGUUCCCCAGGGUACUACGAACCUGGUCGGCCAGCUCCCGCAGUGA
This is a messenger RNA of Rhizoctonia solani, 1272 nucleotides long. Its product is annotated as subtilisin-like protease 8. NCBI's taxonomy places the organism in Eukaryota, Fungi, Basidiomycota, Agaricomycetes, Cantharellales, Ceratobasidiaceae. The record is from RefSeq and is a predicted model, not a curated record. The transcript has 5 exons. Gene Ontology annotation, molecular function: serine-type endopeptidase activity. Bases 1 to 1272 code for a protein of 423 amino acids. Gene Ontology annotation, biological process: proteolysis.